CGAUAGGAACGACGGGUUCAAAAAAUCAGACGACGCCGCCGUCGAGCGCUUUCGUCGCCACCGCCGUCUCAGAACUUCUCCGACGAGCGAAGCCGAGGGCCGUCGCGAUCAGCCACUGUAACUCUCUCUCUCUCUCUAUAUGCACCCGCAGUGAAGUUCCUGCUACUGAGAAUUCUCUGCUCCGUGCGGGCUUCGGAUUGUUGCCUCCAACAGUUUCAGCGACCGACGCGGCCGGGCAGUCGAGGUCGCGCGGAGGAUUCGGCCAGGGGGCAGGGAUCGCUUUCAAUGCUGUAGUUGCCCGAGUGUCGUGGCUGUGAUCGAAUGGCGUGCCAUCAGUCCGCGAGCGUCCACGUUCAUUCCUUGUGGAGGAGCUUCAUCUGCUCCAGGACUUAUUUGACGAGGACCGGAAGCAUUGGCAGAUUGAAUCCCGCGAUCCAUCUACCCAUUUCGUCGAGGAAGGGCCACUAUGUGCUGGCAAAAUGUUCGUUUUCAACUCUACAUGGAGUUGCCACUGAAACUUCUAGGAAUUCGGUGAUUCCUUCUAAAACUAGUCCUUCAGUAGGCCAAGAUGCACUUUUGGAUCAAGUCAAUCAGGGAGAAAGAGAAGCAAAGGCUGAUCCUUCCGGUGGCAGGGUAAUGCUAAUUGAUGGCACAUCAGUCAUAUAUAGAGCAUACUACAAGCUUUUGGCCAGGUUGCAUCAUGGGCACUUACCACAUGCAGAUGGGAACGGAGACUGGGUUUUGACUAUUGUUACAGCUUUAUCUCUUAUAAUUGAUGUCCUUGAAUUCGGCCCUUCCCAUGUGGCAGUGGUAUUCGACCAUGAUGGAAUUCCAUUUGGUCAUACUUUUAAUCAGUCCAAAGAAAGUUUCAUGGCUAAAGGUCUUAAUUUUCGGCAUACUUUAUACCCAACAUACAAGAGCAACCGUCCCCCCACACCAGACACCAUUGUCCAGGGACUCCAAUACCUGAAAGCAUCCAUCAAGGCCAUGUCCAUCAAAGUAAUUGAGGUGCCUGGUGUUGAAGCUGACGAUGUGAUUGGAACCUUGGCUGUAAGGAGUGUUGAGGCAGGCUACAAGGUUCGAGUCGUCUCCCCAGACAAGGACUUUUUCCAGAUUUUGUCUCCUUCAUUACGUCUUCUGCGCAUUGCUCCACGUGGUCUCGAUAUGGUCUCCUUUGGAAUGGAAGAUUUUGCUAAAAAAUAUGGAGCUCUAGAUCCUUCUCAAUUUGUUGAUGUCGUGUCACUUGUAGGUGACAAAUGCGACAAUAUCCCAGGAGUUGAAGGGAUUGGCAAUGUGCAUGCUGUGCAACUGAUUACUAAAUUUGGCACAUUAGAAAACUUGUUGCAAUGUGUUGAUCAAGUUGAAGAGGAACGGAUAAGAAAGGCUUUGAUAGCGCAGGCUGAUAAUGCUAUCCUCAGCAAGAACUUGGCAUUAAUACGUACUGAUCUUCCAUUCUACAUGGUACCAUUCACCACUGAAGAUCUCGCAUUUAAGAAACCUGAGGAUGACGGGGAGAAAUUCACCAGCCUUCUAAAAGCCAUUGGUGCAUAUGCUGAAGGAUUUUCAGCUGAUCCGAUCAUUAGAAGAGCUCUUAAUUUGUGGAAGAAACUUGAAAGACGGUGAUCAAUUCUACAUUUUGUACAGUCAAUCAAAAGCCACCAAUAGCAUGGUAUCCAUGAGUGUGUACUCUUCAGUGACAUGGGUUGAAGAUUAUGGGUCACCUCCUCCUCACAAUUAUUUCUGCAGAGGCCGGGAAGGGAAACCCAUGGCUCGGUAUUUGAAGUUAGUAAGUUAGUAGUCUGGAGAACUGCAUGGAAGCAUAGCUACUUCAAUAACAAUUUCUUAGGCCUAUCUAUUUUCAUUGUAUUCUUGCCUGUUUUGCUGCACUGAGACUCAAUGCCGCACCAUCACCUGUUUCAUGAAAGGAUGACGGAAGAAUGAUAGUGGUCUUUUUAGCAUACAAGUUGCUGAUUGAUACUGUAUUCGUGUCAAAGGAUUGUGGAUAAAAGCUAAUGAGAUCAAUCAGGCUGCCAAAGCAACAAACAUGGCAAUACUUUUCUCCUGUUUAUCAAUUGUAAUUUUGAUUUUCCAUUUCAUAUGUGGAAGUACUGAAGCAGUGCUAUAAGACCUCUGCUGGUUUUGUAGGAUCACAUUUCUUUAAAUAUAAUCUGUAGAAUGAGGAUUUUUCUUACA
Eucalyptus grandis is the source of this 2193-nucleotide messenger RNA. Its product is annotated as DNA polymerase I. NCBI's taxonomy places the organism in Eukaryota, Viridiplantae, Streptophyta, Magnoliopsida, Myrtales, Myrtaceae. The coding region runs from base 322 to 1623 and encodes 433 amino acids. Gene Ontology annotation, biological process: DNA replication, Okazaki fragment processing. The record is from RefSeq and is a predicted model, not a curated record. The transcript has 16 exons. Gene Ontology annotation, molecular function: 5'-flap endonuclease activity; DNA binding.